AUGGCUUCUGGUCUUCACAAAAUGGGUGUUUCACAGGGUGUUGUUGUUACACCAUUGAAUCCUGUCAGUAGUGUUGCUGAAAUUCGUAAGCAGGUUAAUGAGUGUGGUGUGAGUUUUGCUUUUACUAUACCCGAAAAUUUUAAGAAACUAAAGUCAUUCAACAUUCCAAAUAUUAUUGUGCCAGAAAAUGAAAAGGAUUUGAAGUAUGAUUGUUUCUCUUGUUUCUUUAACCUUAUUUAUAGUAACUUUGAUUUUCCUCAAAGGCCAGUUAUUAAACAAGAAGACACUGCUGGUAUAUUGUAUUCUUCUGGUACUACAGGUGUUAGCAAAGGAGUUGUUUUAACGCAUAGAAAUUUAAUUGCUAUGGUUGAACUAUUUGCGAGGUUUCAAGCUUCUUCUUCUUCUUCUUCCAAAAAUGUGUUUCUAGCUGCUUUGCCAAUGUUUCAUAUAUUUGGUUUAUCGCUCACUACUACCGGAUUACUGUCGUUGGGUUCUACGGUUGUUGUAAUGAAAAAAUUUCAAAUUGACGAGGCUAUUAGGGUGAUUGAUGAAUACAAUGUUACACACUUUGAUGUUGUUCCACCCAUGUUAGUGACAUUGACAGAAAAGGCGAAGCGGGUUAAUGGAAGUAAGUUGCUGAGUUUGAGACGUGUUUUAUGCGGCACCGCGCCUUUAACCACAACAAUUAUAAAUGAAUUUGUCCAAGUUUUCCCUAAUGUUGAUUUAAUACAGGCUUAUGGAAUGACUGAGUCUGCUACAGUAGGAAGUUGCUGCUUCGAUAGUGACAAGUUUCACAACUAUUCUUCAGUAGGAUUGUUAGCUCCAAACAUGGAGGCAAAAGUGGUAGACGUGAACAAUGGUGCACUUUUGCCCCCAGGAAGAAGUGGCGGGCUUUGGUUGCGAGGGCCUUCGAUUACGAAAGGAUAUUUAAAUAACGAAGAAGCUACGAUGACAUCAAUUGAUAAAGAUGGUUGUCUUAAUACCGGAGAUAUUGUUUAUUUUGAUGAGAAUGGAUAUUUGUAUUUAUGUGAUCGUUUGAAAGACAUGAUCAAAUACAAGGGCUUUCAGAUUGCUCCUGCUGAUUUAGAAGUUGUGUUAAUUUUGCAUCCUGAAAUAGUUGAUGUCGCCGUUACAGGGGUAUUGUCAGCUACGAAUGAGGAAGCAUUUGAGGUCUUACUUACUAUGCAAGGGAAACAACAUAUUGAAUCUUCUAGCAAAGUAAACAAUAUCAAGCAUCGUGACGAAACACCGCCUGAUGUUCGAGUACGGAAACUAAAGGAUCAGCUCAUCCAAGCUAAAGUUUAUCUUUCCCUUCAGGCAGUUAGGAACAUUCCCCAUCUCACUCGGGAACUUCGGCUACGGGUAAAGGAAGUUUCACGAACAAUUGGAGAGGCAAGCAAAGAUUCUGACUUGCCAAGGAAUGCAAAUGAGAGAAUGAAGGAAAUAGAGCAAUCAUUGAUGAAAGCAAGGCAAAUUCAAGAUGAUUGUUCCACAUCCGUGAAGAAGCUUAGGGCUAUGCUCCACUCAUCAGAGGACCAGCUUCGCGUGCACAAGAAACAUACCUUAUUCUUAACACAGUUGACAGCUAAAACACUGCCUAAAGGUCUCCAUUGUCUUCCGUUGCGCCUUACAACUGAAUACUAUAACUUGAACUCUUCUCAGCAACAAUUCCCCAAUCAAGAGAAGUUAGAAGACCCUGGACUAUACCAUUAUGCAAUAUUCUCAGAUAACAUAUUGGCCACAGCUGUUGUUGUGAAUUCUACUGAUGCCCAUGCUAAGGAUUCCUCCAAACAUGUUUUCCACAUUGUAACUGAUAGGCUCAAUUAUGCGGCAAUGAGGAUGUGGUUUUUGGCCAAUCCACCUGGAAAGGCGGCAGUUCAAGUUCAAAACAUUGAAGAUUUUGCAUGGUUGAACUCGAGUUACAGUCCAGUUUUUAAGCAACUAAGUUCUCCUUCAAUGAUAGAUUAUUACUUUAAGGCUCACCGUGCUUCUUCUGAUUCGAACCUCAAGUUUCGGAAUCCUAAGUAUUUAUCUAUGUUGAACCAUCUCCGCUUCUACUUGCCCGAAAUAUUUCCAAACCUCAAGAAAGUGCUGUUUUUGGAUGACGAUGUAAUUGUGCAGAAGGAUCUUACUGGUCUUUGGUCAAUUAACUUGAAGGGAAAUAAUUUCGACCCCCGUGCUUGUGGAUGGGCAUAUGGUAUGAAUGUUUUUGAUCUGGUCGAAUGGAAGAAACAAAACAUCACAGAGGUGUACCAUAACUGGCAGAAGCUGCUAAACAGGGUGCCAGAAUGCCCAUCAAUGUUGAUUGAUGAUUAUGUAGAUCUUCACAAGUCAAAGGAAAUGGAUGCAACCAAGUCAAACAAUGGUGAAAAACCGGGCAGCAGUGUUAACCGUAAAGGAUAUAAGACCGCAAAUGCAUUCAUCUACAUCAACUCAUGCUCCAUGUCAUGGAAAGGUAACCAUAUAUACCAAUAUUAUUGA
Vicia faba (fava bean) is the source of this 2481-nucleotide messenger RNA. The record is from the annotation of a GenBank genome assembly. NCBI's taxonomy places the organism in Eukaryota, Viridiplantae, Streptophyta, Magnoliopsida, Fabales, Fabaceae.